This is a messenger RNA of Mercenaria mercenaria, 3976 nucleotides long. RefSeq lists its product as uncharacterized. NCBI's taxonomy places the organism in Eukaryota, Metazoa, Mollusca, Bivalvia, Venerida, Veneridae. The transcript has 9 exons. The coding region runs from base 29 to 2632 and encodes 867 amino acids. Gene Ontology annotation, molecular function: zinc ion binding. The record is from RefSeq and is a predicted model, not a curated record.
AUAUUUGUUUUAAACAGAACAAGAUUUAAUGGUGGUCGAAGCUUUACAUAUAGAUGGUGACGGACAGGUCAAAGAAAAUAUGGAUAUAUCUCUCGUUUGCACUGUUAACGCACAUACUAAGAAUCCAAAAUGGUUUCAUAACAACAAGGAAAUCACACAAUCGUCUCGAGUAGUUGCCGUUUCAGAAGGUCUGGAGCAUAAACUUACCAUUCGGAAUGUGCAGUUUGACGAUGACGGAUUGUACGUAAUAGCAUUUGAUAGAGUUACAUCAUGUACAACAGUAACAGUAAAGGGCGAAGCUGACCUGUCAGUAAAACUUCAACUAUCAGAAAGACUUUACACCAACUGGGUAAGAGCUGUCCUUGGUCUUAAGUACCUUAAGCUUGGUAUAGAAGGUGUAGCAGAGAAAGAAGUGAAACGUCGCCAUACUGAAAUAUUGAAUACACUACCUAAUUCAAAACAACCAUGUACACAAUGUAGUACAGAGAGUCUUUAUCCCUUGCACGAUAAGAAACAAUGUUACAGAAAACAAAACAAGAAUAAGUGUCUAUGUUCAGAUUACCAACAUAAUAGGCAGCAGUGUCCUGAUAAGGGAUACUGCAGUCUGUUUUAUGACCAGAUAGUUUCCGAUCAUUGGUUCGAGAAUCCUGAACUGGAGAACACGCAGCUUGAUCGAUGGAGCUACGACCCAUGGAGUGUGGCAACUUGCUAUAUAAAUACCAAAGGCUACAAAGGGAAGGGUUCUUCUAAAGAAAUUGACUGCGCAGGACUGCUGAGUUUGUUCAUAAACAACAGGAGAUACCUUACAGAUGUCAAUUAUGGUGUUUUUGAUUUGGCGAGAACCACUCGCAAUGAGAUACUGCACAAUGCGAAUUAUGAACUGUCAGACGACCAACUUCAUGAAUAUUUCGGUAAUUUCAAAGAUGUACUGGAAGUCAAGAACAAAGCUAAUAAGAUGGUAUUUGCAAAGGAUGAAAGCGUAAAAGAAGCAUUGAAAAAUAUUGACAAGUUAAAACAGCAUCAAAUUAAUAUUGUUACGUUAGAAGAAAUCCAAAACUUGAAAGACCACGCAAUGAAGGAAGCUGCUGAUACGUUUAAAGAAGCUCAGAAACAAAGAGACCAAGAAGUUCAACACUUGAAUGAAAAAUUGAAAAAGGCGGAAGAGGAACUACAGGUGAUACGACAGCUGAGAUCAGCUGUUCAGAGGGACAGCCGUUUGGAGGAAAAGGAAGAGUUACUUGAACUCGUGUUGCGAUUAGGUAUUCGUGUUGUGACGCCAAUGGGAGAGUCAGCAAGUGAGGUAAUUCAGCGUGUACAUGAGUUUAUACAAUAUACAGUAAAAAACAAAAAAAUCUUCAGAGAGGAUUCUAUCCCACCUACUGUUCAAACCUACAAGAAAACUUAUAAAUCAGUCCAGCAGAUACUUGGAAAGAUAUUCGUCUCUCAGGAUACUCAAGUUGAUUUGCUGCAAGACCAGUCAGAUGUGUCCUUCAAAAUAAACUGCAUUUCCUCAAAAGACUUGGGAAAACGUCUUACCAUAUACCAUGGAGUUGAUUUCCAGGAAGCCAUAGCAGAUUUACAAAAGAGUUUAGAGACUGAAGACGAGCGGAAAAGGAAAUAUGAUGUUGAGACAUGUUGUUCCUCUCAAAAUUUGAAAAAUAUCACAAAACAGCUAUCUGACCAUGGUGUAUUGAAUGGUUCAUAUACUGACUUUAGAUGUGAGAGGCAUGACGGUACACAGUGUUCAUGGUAUUGCGGAGAACAUGAAAAGUUUUUUUGCAAGUCGUGUAAGGAAACCAACCAUAGGUCGUGCUUUGGACUUAAUAAACUCGGGGAAGGAGAAGGGCAAGGAAAACUAGAAUUGAAACUUAAAUCAUUUAUAACUCCACGUCCAGGAUUUAAAAUUUCCUGUAUCUGCACGCUGCCGAAUGAUGAUGUUCUCAUUGGUAGCAGGUAUUCCGCAGAUCUUAUGAAACUUGGCAGUUCGUACGAUCUAAUCAGUCGCUGUGUUCUUCCGUCCACUCCAUCCGGCGUGUGUUAUAUAGGCAACGGUAGAGCUGCUGCGGUUUGUGGAAACAAACUUGUGUUUCUAGAUGUUACAUCUAAUAGUGUAUUGCAUGAGGCGUUACUUCCCAUCUUUGAUAUGAAGAGCAUAGCUUGUCAUGGUGAUAUGAUUUAUAUAUGUGAUAGAGAGUCUCUGUAUACCUGUAACACAAAUGGUAUAAAUCUACGCAAAGAGAAAACGUCUAUUUUAAGGACAAAGAAGCAGAUUAUUAAUCUUGGAAGCAAUUUUGAAAGCAUUGUAGUAAGUGAUAAUGGAGAGACUAUUUACAUAAUAGAUCAAUCCAAACUGCAUAUAAUUCAUAGUAAUGGUGAUCUGUCUAAUAAGGAAAUCGUACAAGGUCCUGUCGGUAUCUGUUGUCUUGGAAAUGAUUUAAUUGUUUGUUGUAACCGGCCUCGUGUUUUGAAACAACUUGAUUUCAAAGGCGACGAAGUUAAAAUGCAUAAACUCUACGACAUUUUUUCUAUAUUGUCCUUGCCGUCAUUGUGUUAUGAUAGAAAACGCUCUAAUCUUAUUGUUGGUUGCGAAGAGGGGGAUAUCCUUUUGUUUGACAUAAAGUACACAGUGUAAGGCAGAAUACGAUUCAGGAUCUUAUUAACUAUACAGAAUAGUUAUGUAACCAAUCGAAUAUUGCUCUGUAUGGUAUAUGAUAGUAGUACAUUUUAACGGACUCCCUUAAAUAGAAACCUUAAUCAAAAACAUUGAUAAUUCAUUGCAUCAUUAAAAAACGCGAUAAACGAAAUUUACAAAAGAAGUUUAUUCCCCGAACAAUAUUUUGAAUUACUUUUCGAUGUGUAUGUAAAUACAACUGUGACACUAAAUUGGAAGUAAGAUAUUUUGAAAAAGUAUUAUGAUUUAAGGCUAUCAUAAUACUGUAAAUUAAAUUCACUUUAUAAAAUAUACUAUUUUUGAGGAUAAGAUGAUAUAAAAGAUGAAGAUACACAUUAUUUCUGAAGCAUUAGCAAGUAAAUUAAUUUCAUUGUUACAUGAUGUUGUUAUAACUUAUUGUCCAAUUCUAUUGUAUAUGUUAAAAAUAUGUAUUUAUUUCUACCUGCUAUGAAUAUUUAUGCAUCGAAAAAUAAAAUGGUAUUAAAAUACAUACACAGUUGAGAGAUAAAAUGAAUUAAUUGUGUACAUAUUUCAUAAAAAGUAGGUUAAAACAUACACGUCAAACAAAGGACGUUUUUAUUUUCUUAAAGCGCGAUGUACACGUGAUCCUGUGGAACAAGCAAAGAAAAGAAAUCAUUCCACACGAUUGCGUUUUUGCUUUUUUGUAUCAACAAAAGUCAGCACAUUUAGAAUUUAAACAGUUUUAAGUUAUGAAGAGUAUUAUUUUCUAUCAAAAUUAUUUUAAGUUAAAGUAUAUUCUUAUUUCAGGGUAAAGUGCAGAACUUUAUUUUUUGUACAUUUUUAUUUGUUAUUAACACACUAAUAUACUGCUUUAAUAUGCCAUUGAAUGCAACUCACAUUUUCAACCUCACAUUAUCUCUUAGUCAAAAACAGUUUCCAAAAACCAAAUCAAACAGAUGGAGAGGACAGUUGUAUCGUCUUGCUAACUGUUAAAAAAAACGCUUUUAUGUGUCACAGUAUUAUUCAAUUGGUAUGAAAAUGUUUUGAAUGUUUCAGAAUGCCAAUUUAUUUAUGCAAGUGCAUACAAGUGUUCUGCGUACGAAAAGGGAUGAUUAUAUGUUUUGUUUGAUGUACAGUGAGCAGCAUGUCGCUCGAAGGCCAAAUUGUCUUGAUAUUGUUUUGUCUUAAACAACAGUUGAAAUAGUUACCUUAAGGAAAACAGAUUUAGCUGUUUAUAUAGUCAUUUAGUAUAAUAUUGUUCCCAUCAAAUAUUUGAAACUAUUGGGAUGUUAUAUUUAGCUAAAUGUGAAUGUGUUUACUUAUUAAAUAAACAGAUGAAUAUUA